AUGAAUGAAGCGACUUUCCUCACCAUGACCCGCGCCCAAGGCUUCACAGUACUAGUCUCAAAAGACCGCGCCUCAUCCCUCCUAGCACAAAUGGUCCUCCUAAACCGAAUACUCUCGGAGAUCAAUGACUUCAACAUCAAAGCCGCUACCACAACCCUCACCGAAGAAUACAAAACAAAAACCAUCGCAUCUCUCUCUGAAGACCUCAAUACCUGGCUCAAAAACCUACCAGCACACAUGCACGACACGCCCUCAAACCUCCAAUCCUACGCCUCCCAAGGCCAAGGCCAGCUCUUCGUAACCCUCUACCUAGGCUACUACCACUACGGCCAAAUGCUCUUCUACCGCUUCCUCCACGAAGACGUCCGAGGCUACACACCACGCACGCAUUUCUACGCACAGCAAUGCAAAGAACAUGCCGUUCGGCUCUGCGAGAUAAUCUACCGCUCCGAGGAAGUACCCGGCUGUGACGUGCUGUACAGUAUGGUCGGACAUGUGCUCGUUAUUGCGUCGACGGUACAGAUCCAUACGUUGCUUUUUGGUGACGAGGAGAGUGUUGUUCGGGCGAGGGCGAGGCUGGAGAAGAAUUUUGUUAUUCUGACUAAACUGCGUGCGUUGUGGCCUACGCUUGAUAUUUGUAUGGAGCGGUUGCAGGCUUUUCAUCGGGCUUGUAGGAGCUCGGUUGAUACUAGUUUUUGUAUGGAUGCAUGGAUGGUGAGGUUUUUGGUUGAGUUUGCUAAUCCGAUUAGCGAUAAACACGGUGUGGAGAGGCCCUGGGCUUUGGAGGAGAUUGGAAUUUGCUAG
Penicillium mononematosum is the source of this 804-nucleotide messenger RNA. RefSeq names its product fungal specific transcription factor domain-containing protein. Lineage: Eukaryota; Fungi; Ascomycota; Eurotiomycetes; Eurotiales; Aspergillaceae. The record is from RefSeq and is a predicted model, not a curated record. The transcript has a single exon. Gene Ontology annotation, cellular component: nucleus. Bases 1 to 804 code for a protein of 267 amino acids.